CGACGCACCUCAGUCCGCGUGCCCUGCCAACUGCCAUACUUUCCCCCUCGCCCCCGAGGUCCUGGCUGCACCAAGCUUCCUCUAGCUUUCUAGCCUUCCCCACCGAGCACCACGACGACCGACGCGAGCAUGAGCUGCCGCAUUUGUACCACAACAACUCUUUAAGCAGCAAGACCAGCACAAACAACACCAACGGCAAAAUGUCUCCGUCCUUCUCCCCCUCUCCGCCCAUGUCUCCACCACCUCCGCCCCGCCCGACUAUACCUCCCGCUCCCGUGACAGCCAGCGUGCACGCGUCAACCGUGCGCCUGAAGCAGACGCGUGCAUUGCCAGAUGCGAUGCUUCUGCUGCGACGGCGCGAGAAGCAGCUCCAUGCGGAAUUGCAAGACUUGCUGGACGCACAGGAAGAGGCACUGAGCCGGGAGUCAAUCGGCGGCGAUGCAGGGCGAGAAGGAGACGAUAUGGGGCUGAGCAGUGGGAGCCUCACGCCUACUGUACAGAGCUUAACGGGAAGCAAAGGCAACGCCUUAGAGCAGCAGCAGCAAUCUCGCCGUAGCCGCAAUCGCAAUAUUGGAAUUGGCAGCGCCAGAAAAGGAAUCCGGAAGGCUAUGCGGCAGCUGGCGGCCGUGAAGGAUGAAGAGGGAUAUUUGCUCGAUGCAAACAAAACGAAGAACAACGCGGUACUGGAGAAGCUAGCUACGUGGGAGGAGCAGAGAGGAGGGUUGGAGAAGCAGAUACACGACAUUGAGGAAUAUGGCAAUGAGGGGUCCAGAACCGACGCCCUUAGAGAGGAAGCACACACGCUGGAAGGCGAGAUCCAGGAGCUCGAGCAGAAGCUACGCGACAUGAAGACCAGACACCGCAGCCUGGUGACGGAGAUCAGCGACAUCGAGAACGCAGUGCAGUCGAAACUGUCCUCGUACAAGACGUCCCUAUCCCUCCUCGAAUCGGACAUCAACACGUUCCUUCAAAGCAAGCGGCCGCGCUCCCCCGACGCGGGCACCACCCCCGAGGCCGCCCCCUUCUACAGUGUGCACCCGAAACGACGCACGCUCAGCAUGGCAAAAGAGCACUUCCAAGACGCACUAACGACGCUGUCAACGCAACAAACAGCCAUCGAGACCGAGCGGGCAGCGCUGGACGAAGGCGCGCUGAUCUGGACCGAGAUCGUGCGCACAGUCAGUGACUUUGAGCGCAAGAUAGCAGCGGCGACGCAGGCGCACGCGGCCGACGCGCUCGCCGAGGCAAGGCUCCUCCUCGCGGAGCUGGAGCGCACGAUUGCAGCCGUGGACGCGCGCCACGAGGCCGCGCAGGACAAGGGCUGGACGCUGCUCGUGUGCUGCAUUGGCGCGGAGUUGAGCGCGCUGCACCAGGGGCGGGGCAUCCUGGAGGGGAUGCUGAAGGCGGCAGGAGGAGGAGGAAGAGGGGGAGGAGGCGAGGCAGGAGACGGCGAAGACGGCAAGGCGCUGCAGGAGCGCGAC
Messenger RNA from Aplosporella prunicola CBS 121167, 1481 nucleotides. RefSeq lists its product as uncharacterized. The transcript has 2 exons. The record is from RefSeq and is a predicted model, not a curated record. NCBI's taxonomy places the organism in Eukaryota, Fungi, Ascomycota, Dothideomycetes, Botryosphaeriales, Aplosporellaceae. The annotation marks the transcript as partial.